Mauremys reevesii (Reeves's turtle) is the source of this 806-nucleotide messenger RNA. It is a transcript of the gene NDUFB8, whose product is annotated as NADH:ubiquinone oxidoreductase subunit B8. Lineage: Eukaryota; Metazoa; Chordata; Testudines; Geoemydidae. Gene Ontology annotation, biological process: mitochondrial electron transport, NADH to ubiquinone. The record is from RefSeq and is a predicted model, not a curated record. The transcript is spliced from 5 exons. Bases 78 to 629 code for a protein of 183 amino acids. Gene Ontology annotation, cellular component: mitochondrion.
GUCCGCCCCUCGGCUGUAUUGACCCUGCCCGGCCGCCGUCAUUUUAGCGCCUGCGCAGUGCGGGCGAAGGGGAGCUGAUGGCGGUGGUGGGGGUGCGGGCUGCGCGCUGGCUGCGGGCGGUGACCCUGCUACGGGCGGCGGGGGCCCGAGCAGCUUCGGACUUGCCCAAGCACUUGAUGCCUGGACCUUACCCCAAGACCCCAGAGGAAAAGGCAGCUGCUGCAAAGAAAUACAACAUGAGGGUGGAGGACUAUGAGCCAUAUCCGGAUGAUGGCAUGGGGUAUGGUGAUUAUCCCAAACUUCCUGACCGAUCUCAUCAUGAGAGAGACCCCUGGUAUCAGUGGGACUACCCCAGUCUGAGACAAAACUGGGGAGAGCCGAUGCACUGGCACUUUGACAUGUUUCUCCGGACCCGUGUUGACACGUCCCCCACUGUGGUAUCCUGGCACACCAUGCGCAAUCGCUUCUUACUCUUUAUUGGCUUCAUGCUGUUUAUGUUCUGGCUUGGAGAAAUGUACCCAUCCUACAUGCCUGUGGGACCGAAGCAGUAUCCUUACAAUAACCUGUACCUGGAGCGAGGGGGCGAUCCCAGCAAAGAGCCCCCAGAGGUGAAGAACUAUGAAAUCUGAAAGAUGCAUGGGAAAUGUAGCUCUUCUCCUGGGAUAUUUACACUGGGGAUCCUCCAGAGUGUUCACUGCAGGAUGCACUUGUUCUCUUAGACAUUUACUCUUAAUGAAAUAUAUUGUGAAAAAUCUUGUGGUGGAUUUCUUUUCUUUGAAGAGGCUAUAAAGUGGGCAGUGAAGUUA